CCCCCGCCUGUUUGUCAUGAAUUCUACCAGGAAACACAGCGAAUCACAGUGUGUUCCAGGAACACACUAUUAAGCCGGAAUACAUCAGACAUUGAACCAAGAGCUUUUUGGAAAACAUGUCAGCUUAUAUUUGCGUCGUUGUCCUAACAGUUUCAGCUCUCGGCAGCUCCACAGUAGCAUCAGAACUGCUCAAGAGACCCACCAAUGUCCGCUUGACCUCCCACAACAUGAACUUGGUGCUGAAGUGGGACCCACCUGAAGGAACAACCAGCGGCAUGGUCUACACAACUAUGUACAGAAGCUCAGCCACAGACUACAGAAUUGGCUGUAGUAACAUCUCAUCCUUCGAAUGUGACUUCACCGCCUUGAAGAUCAGUCAGUAUGGAAAUUAUACAGGAAGAGUGCAGGCACUGCUUGGGGAGGAGAGUUCCAACUGGGUGGAAAGUAACUACAUCACCUUGGAUACAGACACUGUCAUUGGUUCUCCCACUGUGUCUCUCUCCUCCAAUGGUCCAACUCUGGAAGUCACCAUUCAAGAUCCAGUGCUCAGUAUCCUUACACUGAGGGAUGUGUAUAAUGGAGUCACCUACAACAUUACCUACUGGAAGAAGGGCCAGAAUGAAAAGGCCAGAAGCAUCGCCAACAUGCAACAGAACCGGGUGGUUCUAAAUGACCUGGACCCAAGGACCAAGUACUGUGUCCAAGUUCAAAUCAACACAGACAAGAACCGUAACCCCAGUCAGCCCAGCAACAUUACCUGUGAGAGCACUGCCAAUGAACAAGAAGCUCCAUGGGUGGCAGCCCUGGUGGCGUUUGUCAUAAUGGCAGUGGCAGUGGCUCUAUUGGCGGUUGUGGUGGUGUAUUGGAAAAGUAUCUCCCAAUUUCUCUGUCCAAAAGAUGCACUGCCUCCACACUUUGAGUUUGCUUUUUUCCUGCUUCCUAGUCUCUGCUGGCACAUCCCAAAUCAAACAUUUACCUGCAGCUGAGCCCGGCUGAGGAGAUCUGUCACCGAUGUAGCAUCAUUGCAGGUGAUAGGACUGUGGAGGAAGGGGAUCCUUUGGAGGCAGCAGGGAGCAGCUGCAGCCAACAGCCUGAUGUCAUAGUGGAGGAAAGAUAAAGGGAAAAUGGAAAAUUUACGACUUCUGUGAAAGGCACAGAAGUAGUAAAAGGAGUAGAUCUACACACUCUGAGAAACCGUCACAUAUUCAAGCUGGGCUUCAGAGUUAAAUGCAACAAUUUCUGCUGUAGUCCAUCAAUAUUACUCAAAGCAUGCGCUCCUGUAAAAUGGUGUCUGGCAGAGCCACAGACCUGUGCAGGUGCAAUACUGAUACAUCAUUCAGGUGAUGUUAUUUUUGUGCUGUAGAGUUCUAAUGUUGCUGACACUAUUACCAAAUAUUGUAUUUACAUGAAGAAGCAUUGCACGGCCCACUCUGAAGAAUGCUGCUAUGGUGCUACAAGAUGUCCAUUAACUAUACUGUGUAUAUUUUUUGUGUAUUGCCAAAACACAAUAAUCCAUAAACUGAUCUUUUAUGGUAUGUUUUGUGAAGCAGGCAAAACUGAAUUGCCGCAAUGUGGCAAUGGUUUAUUCUUAAUAAAAAAUAAAUUAAGCCAGUGGUGAAGUGAGAGCUGCAAAGUGUUUAUUGCAGAACAGGGUAGUUUACACAUUGAUGAAUAAAAUGACUUGAACUUGAAUAAAGUCAUGUGCAAUA
Messenger RNA from Acanthochromis polyacanthus (spiny chromis), 1709 nucleotides. RefSeq names its product interleukin-10 receptor subunit beta-like. The record is from RefSeq and is a predicted model, not a curated record. Gene Ontology annotation, molecular function: protein binding. NCBI's taxonomy places the organism in Eukaryota, Metazoa, Chordata, Actinopteri, Pomacentridae. Bases 117 to 986 code for a protein of 289 amino acids. The transcript has 7 exons.